ACCGGAAACACAACACGCCUGACAUUUCUCUGGCGCCACAACAGCAGUUUCCAGCGCCGCCGUCACUUUGAAAGACUUCUUGGCGCGCAGAGCCGCGGGAGAUGGAGAUGUUGGGUCCGCGCCUAUAAACAGCAGAACCGGAGAGGUCAGAGCCGCCGGUACCGGGCGAGCAUGGGCAGACUGCGGCGGAGAGCGUGCGUGGGUCUCUUUCUCUUCGCUCUCUUCGUCUUCGGAACCAUGAUGGGACUCAGGACCCUCAAGGCCGGCGACGGGUGGUCGGAUCUGGUUCCGAAUCUGGAGCUCCCCGGGAAGCUGGACCGGCGCUCGGUGUCUUCGUCCUCCUCCUCCUCGCCGGGUCACCAGGACACUAAACCCGCUGUGCAGAACUCCGGUCCGGAGGGAUCCAUCUUCGACGACGUGCACAUCUUCUACUACGUGUGGUACGGAAGCCCGCAGGUGGACGGCAAGUGUGUGCACUGGGACCACGUCCUGGUGCCGCACUGGGACCCGAAGAUCGCGUCCAGCUACCCGAGGGGGAGACACCUGCCCCCCGAGGACAUCGGAUCCAGUUUCUACCCCGAACUUGGAGCCUACAGUUCCAGGGACCCGGACGUGCUGGAGUCCCACAUGGAGCAGAUAGCGGCUUCUGCUGCAGGGGUUCUGGUCCUGUCCUGGUAUCCUCCCGGCCUGGCCGACGACAACGGGGAGCCCACCGAGGAUUUUGUCCCCGCCAUACUGGACGCCGCCUAUCGACACAACCUCAAGGUUGCCUUUCACAUCCAACCCUACAGAGGACGGAACGACCAAAGUGUGCACGACAACAUCAAGUACAUCAUUGACAGGUAUGGCGACCAUGCAGCCUUCUACAGGUUCACCUCCAGCACGGGAAAUAGGCUUCCUCUGUUCUACAUCUACGACUCGUACCUGACCCCCGCCGAGUCUUGGUCGGAACUUUUGGUGCCCACAGGCUCCCACAGCGUGCGGGGCUCCGCCUACGACGCCAUCUUCAUCGCUCUGAUUGUGGAGGAGCGCCACAAGCAGGACAUCCUGGUGGGCGGCUUCGACGGCAUGUACACGUACUUCGCCUCCAACGGCUUCUCCUUCGGUUCCUCCCACCAGAACUGGAAGGCCGUUAAGAGUUUCUGCGACGACAACAAUCUCCUCUUCAUCCCCAGUGUGGGACCGGGCUACGUGGACACCAGCAUCCGCCCGUGGAACAGCCACAGCACCCGCAACCGGGUCAACGGGCGCUACUACGAGACGGCCCUUCAGGCGGCGCUUAGCGUUCGGCCCGAGCUGGUCACCAUCACGUCCUUUAACGAGUGGCACGAGGGGACGCAGAUAGAGAAGGCGGUGCCUAAGAAGACCGCCACCAGGGUCUACUUGGACUAUCAGCCGCACGGGCCCGAACAUUACCUGGAGCUAACACGACGCUGGGCUGAGCACUUCAACAAGGAGAAGGAGCAGUGGCUCAUGUGAGCUUUCUACCAACACAUCGGCAUCAAACAACGGACUCUAAUGGACGUCCAUAGCCCCUUUCAGACGUCCAAGCUCUUCCCCGUGUUAUUGUUCAGGAAGGGCGAGUACUACUUUGACCUGGCAACUGAACCUUCUGAUGUAUCGCGGUCGUGACAGCCAGGACGGCAACAAAGUAUCAGGGUUUUAUUCCCGCUUUACAGGGACUGGAAGAGUCUGGUGGUUUUGCAUCAAGCAAAUGUCCCCCUCAAAUAUCUCAGACGUCUCACCAGACCGUGGAACCGUCCAAACAACUGAUUAUGGGGAUGGCGUGUCAAAUGUCCCCCUCAAACAUCUACGUCUCACCAGACCGGCAUCAAACAACGGACUCUAAUGGACGUCCAUAGCCCCUUUCAGACGUCCAAGCUUUUCCCCGUGUUAUUGUUCAGGAAGGGCGAGUACUACUUUGACCUGGCAACUGAACCUUCUGAUGUAUCGCGGUCGUGACAGCCAGGACGGCGACAAAGUAUCAGGGUUUUAUUCCCGCUUUACAGGGACUGGAAGAGUCUGGUGGUUUUGCAUCAAGCAAAUGUCCCCCUCAAACAUCUCCUACGUCUCACCAGACCGUGGAACCGUCCAAACGACUGAUUAUGGGGAUGCCGUGUCAAAUGUCCCCCUCAAACAUCUACGUCUCACCAGACCGGCAUCAAACAACGGACUCUAAUGGACGUCCAUAGCCCCUUUCAGACGUCCAAGCUCUUCCCCGUGUUAUUGUUCAGGAAGGGCGAGUACUACUUUGACCUGGCAACUGAACCUUCUGAUGUAUCGCGGUCGUGACAGCCAGGACGGCAACAAAGUAUCAGGGUUUUAUUCCCGCUUUACAGGGACUGGAAGAGUCCGGUGGUUUUGCAUCAAGCAAAUGUCCCCCUCAAAUAUCUCAUACGUCUCACCAGACCGUGGAACCGUCCAAACAACUGAUUAUGGGGAUGGCGUGUCAAAUGUCCCCCUCAAACAUCUCCUACGUCUCACCAGACCGGCAUCAAACAACGGACUCUAAUGGACGUCCAUAGCCCCUUUCAGACGUCCAAGCUCUUACCCGUGUUAUUGUUCAGGAAGGGCGAGUACUACUUUGACCUGGCAACUGAACCUUCUGAUGUAUCGCGGUCGUGACAGCCAGGACGGCAACAAAGUAUCAGGAUUUUAUUCCCGCUUUACAGGGACUGGAAGAGUCCGGUGGUUUUGCAUCAAGCAAAUGUCCCGUCAAAUAUCUCAUACGUCUCACCAGACCGUGGAACCGACCAAACGACUGAUUAUGGGGAUGCCGUGUUACUGUUUUAAGCCCAGACAGUCGCAGUAAUUUGCAGCCUUCGCUAGGUUCUGUGAAAAAGACCCAGGCGGGUAAAUGGCAGAUCAACCGCGAGGCGGUUGAUCUUUUUUGGCGUGAAGAGGCCAGUAUAGGAAAGAGUGACGGACCUUGUUGGUACCCUUCAGGUCAUCGGUGGAAAAACUAAGCGCACUAAUAAUUUAGAGCAUCAGAAUCCGUCACUACCACUGCUGUCUCAUUCCCAAGAAAGUCUUGAACUGGACUGAUGUUACUUGACU
This is a messenger RNA of Nerophis ophidion (straightnose pipefish), 3057 nucleotides long. RefSeq names its product mannosidase endo-alpha like (gene maneal). NCBI's taxonomy places the organism in Eukaryota, Metazoa, Chordata, Actinopteri, Syngnathiformes, Syngnathidae. The transcript is spliced from 4 exons. Gene Ontology annotation, cellular component: Golgi apparatus. Gene Ontology annotation, molecular function: alpha-mannosidase activity. The coding region runs from base 172 to 1479 and encodes 435 amino acids. The record is from RefSeq and is a predicted model, not a curated record.